Tinamus guttatus (white-throated tinamou) is the source of this 1477-nucleotide messenger RNA. NCBI's taxonomy places the organism in Eukaryota, Metazoa, Chordata, Aves, Tinamiformes, Tinamidae. The record is from RefSeq and is a predicted model, not a curated record.
CUGAAGGAGGAGAAACCCAAGCCGGAUUCCAACGGUGCUGUCGUCAAGAUGGAUGACAACGUGGAGAAGACGGAGGAUGAGGAAAAAGAGGACAGAGCUGCCCAGUCCUUGUUAAACAAGCUGAUCCGCAGCAACUUGGUUGACACCACGAAUCAAGUGGAAGUGCUGCAGCGGGAUCCCACUUCGCCUCUCUACUCCGUGAAGUCCUUUGAGGAGCUGCGCCUGAAGCCGCAGCUUCUGCAAGGAGUCUAUGCCAUGGGCUUCAACCGACCAUCAAAGAUACAAGAGAAUGCCCUGCCCAUGAUGCUUGCUGAGCCCCCACAGAACUUGAUCGCACAGUCGCAGUCUGGUACUGGUAAGACAGCUGCCUUCGUCUUAGCCAUGCUCAGUCGUGUUGAACCUGGGAACAAGUAUCCACAGUGUUUGUGCCUUUCCCCAACAUAUGAGCUGGCGCUUCAAACGGGAAAAGUGAUUGAACAGAUGGGAAAGUUUUAUCCAGAGCUGAAACUUGCCUAUGCUGUCCGAGGCAAUAAAUUGGAGAGAGGUCAGAAGAUCUCUGAGCAGAUUGUAAUUGGCACACCUGGUACCGUGCUGGACUGGUGUUCCAAACUGAAAUUCAUAGAUCCCAAGAAAAUCAAAGUGUUUGUCUUGGACGAAGCUGAUGUGAUGAUAGCAACCCAGGGCCAUCAAGAUCAAAGCAUCCGCAUUCAGAGAAUGCUCCCGAGAGACUGCCAGAUGCUUCUAUUUUCAGCCACUUUUGAAGAUUCUGUGUGGAAAUUUGCUCAGAAAGUUGUUCCUGAUCCAAACAUUAUCAAACUGAAGCGAGAGGAGGAAACACUGGACACUAUUAAGCAGUACUAUGUUCUGUGCAAUAACAGAGAUGAAAAGUUCCAGGCUCUCUGUAAUAUCUACGGCGCCAUCACCAUUGCCCAGGCCAUGAUCUUCUGCCACACCCGCAAGACGGCCGGCUGGCUGGCGGCGGAGCUCUCCAAGGAGGGCCACCAGGUGGCAUUGCUCAGUGGUGAGAUGAUGGUGGAGCAGAGAGCAUUUUUUUUGCUGGUGACCACAAACGUCUGUGCCAGAGGGAUUGAUGUAGAGCAGGUCUCGGUUGUUAUCAAUUUUGACCUUCCUGUGGAUAAAGACGGUAACCCGGACAACGAGACCUACCUGCACCGGAUCGGCCGCACGGGUCGUUUUGGCAAGCGAGGACUGGCUAUUAACAUGGUGGACAGCAAGCACAGCAUGAACAUUCUCAACAGAAUCCAGGAACACUUCAACAAAAAGAUAAACAAAUUGGAUACUGAUGACUUGGAUGAAAUUGAGAAGAUAACUAACUGAAGAAUAGCUGCUGGAACUGGUGUGUACCCUGCUGUGGAAGCUCUCCCACUACAAUUGGAUCAGUGUUCAGAUUGGCACGCCUCUAAGCUAGUCCAGAAAAGGACUUUUAAGAUACGAGUACACAAAAAUUACCUCAUUU